This is a messenger RNA of Cottoperca gobio, 2199 nucleotides long. It is a transcript of the gene sars1, whose product is annotated as seryl-tRNA synthetase 1. The record is from RefSeq and is a predicted model, not a curated record. Gene Ontology annotation, biological process: seryl-tRNA aminoacylation. Gene Ontology annotation, molecular function: serine-tRNA ligase activity; ATP binding. Lineage: Eukaryota; Metazoa; Chordata; Actinopteri; Perciformes; Bovichtidae.
AUGGUGCUCGAUUUGGACCAGUUUCGUACCGACAAAGGUGGCGAUCCAGAAGUCAUCCGUGACACCCAAAGGAAGAGGUUCAAAGAUGUAACACUCGUUGAUAAACUGGUCGCCGCAGAUACAGAGUGGAGAAAAUGCCGCUUCACUGCAGACAACCUCAACAAAGCCAAGAACCUCUGCAGCAAGAGCAUUGGGGAGAAAAUGAAGAAGAAGGAAGCAGUUGGGGAGGAUGAGUCUCUUCCGGAAGAAGCCCAGAACGUGGAGUCCCUGUCAGCUGAAACCCUAUCGCCCCUGACGGUAACCCAAAUCAAGAAGGUGCGUUUGUUGGUGGAGGAGGCGGUGGAGAAAGGUGACAGUGAGAGGACAAAGCUGGAGGCGGAGCGCUUCGAGUACCUGAGGGAGAUCGGCAACCUUCUGCACCCAUCGGUCCCCAUCAGCAACGACGAGGACGCAGACAACAAGGUGGAGCGUACCUGGGGCGACUGCAGUGUCCAGAAGAAGUACUCCCAUGUGGACCUGGUGGUCAUGAUCGAUGGCUUUGAUGGAGAGAGGGGAGCUGUUGUGGCUGGGAGCAGAGGUUACUUUCUGAAGGGGCCGCUGGUGUUCCUGGAGCAGGCUCUCAUAACUUACGCCUUAAGGAUCCUCCACAGCAAGAAUUACACCAUGCUCUACACGCCCUUCUUCAUGAGGAAAGAGGUCAUGCAGGAAGUGGCCCAGCUCAGCCAGUUUGACGACGAGCUUUACAAGGUCAUCGGUAAGAGCAGUGAGAAGUCGGACGACAACUCCGUAGAUGAGAAGUACCUCAUCGCCACCUCGGAGCAGCCCAUGGCCGCCUUCCUGAGGGACGAGUGGCUCAAACCCGAGGACCUGCCCAUCCGCUACGCCGGCUUCUCCACCUGCUUCAGACAGGAAGUGGGCUCCCAUGGCCGAGACACCCGCGGGAUGUUCAGGGUGCACCAGUUUGAGAAGAUUGAGCAGUUUAUCUAUUCCUCCCCGCAUGACGGCAAAUCCUGGGAGAUGUUUGAUGAGAUGAUCGGGACAGCAGAGGAGUUCUACCAGUCACUAAGGAUUCCUUAUCGCAUCGUCAACAUCGUCUCUGGUGCCCUAAACCAUGCAGCCAGUAAAAAGCUGGACCUGGAGGCCUGGUUCCCCGGCUCUGGUGCCUUCAGGGAGCUGGUCUCCUGCUCAAACUGCACCGACUACCGCCGGCGCCUCCGCAUCCGCUACGGACAGACCAAGAAGAUGAUGGACAAAGCAGAGUAUGUGCACAUGCUGAACGCAACCAUGUGUGCCAGCCACUCGUGUGAUGUGUGUGCCAUCCUGGAGAAUUACCAAACCGAAGAAGGCAUCGUUAUUCCAGAGAAGCUCCAGCAGUUCAUGCCUCCUGGUUUGACAGAGUUCAUUAAGUUCGUCAAACCCGCUCCCAUUGAUCAGGAGAUGUCUAAGAAAACCAAGAAGCAGCAGGAUGGAGGAGGGAAGAAGAAGAAGCAGGGAGGAGGAGAGCGCAACCUGCCCAACGCCAUGGAGACCAUGUCCGUCAGCGAAUCAUAGACUGCAGCACACACAGAUACAGAUGGAGGAGAGCCUCGUGUGGAAGCAUCAGGGGUCGACCUCUCUGAGGAGGCACCUCCUGUUCUCCUCACAGCUGGUCAUCUCAGCUGUUCCUCUCCUCAUUCACAUGAAGCACACUGAAAAAGCUUCUCUGUACUCUCAACACCCGUCUGUGUGUCAUCUGUCUGUCUGUCCCUCUCACAUCUGCAGCAACACUGAGCCUAAAACGAACAGUAAGGCUGCUUGUAUUCAGAAUUAAACAUGCCUACAUUUCAUGGCAGAAGGUUUCCGUGUUUCCUUUUGUAUAACUGAUCAGUAACUGAAAUCUCCAUUCACCACCUGCUUUGUGAGAACAAAGACGGCCUCUCUUCUGUAACACGCGGUUGAUUUAUUCACAUCUGAAAUGGCUUUUCUAGUUUCGACUUCUAUAAUUCAGAAUUCAAUCAGUGAUCGGGUAUUUCAAGUGUCUUGGGUUCCCUUCAUGUCAUCUCUGACCACAAUCAUCAUCUUCGACCAUCGUUGCUUGCGUGACAUUACUGUCGACCAUAAUGCCUUUCACGGCUUAUGAUUGAGACAAUGAUGUCGUAUGAACUCGCUAAUAUAAAGAUAUAUAGAUAUAUAUGUGUAUAUAUGCAUGUGUGUGUGGUU